UUGCCACGUCGGUCUCUGUGCAGCGCAUUGACACUGUUGCUCCUCCAGCCUGGGGGGUAACUUUUAAACCCGUUUUAUGAUAUCAGCUGGGGACCACGCCACCCUCCAGCAUCGCCGGUGCCGUCGUAGCUCGUCCCCGAACCAGUGCAGCCCGGUAUACUGAACCUGUGAGGCGGAGAAAUGCUCGGCGCUGUGCGGACUCGUCUCAACUGACUGAUGCAUCCACGUCCAGCUCACUCCUCCGUGUCUUAUCGAUGUUGUUGGCCUGUUUGUACAUGGUGGCUCACUGAGGAGAAGGGGAGGAGUCCCAGCGGCUGUUGGUUGGUGGGCAGCGUCCGUGGUUGCCACGGUAACUGGCGACCAUGCCAGGAGGUCGCAGGGGCCCCAGCAGACAGCAGCUAAGUCGCUCUGCUCUGCCGUCCCUGCAGACUCUGGUUGGAGGCAACCUCGGCAAUGGUACAGGCCUCAGGAACAGGAGCAGUAACUCAGUGGGUCUGUCUGCCCCACCUCUCUCAGCCCUCAUUACUCCGGAACCGGUCCGCCACUCGAGGAUCCCCGAGCUGCCGUUGGACAGCAGCCUCCUGUUUGAGUUCCUGCUCUUUCUGUAUUUGCUGGUGGCCUUGUUUGUCCAGUACAUCAACAUCUACAGGACGGUCUGGUGGUACCCAUACAGCCACCCUGCUGCGUCUACCUCGCUUAACUUUCAUCUAAUGGACUAUCACUUGGCUAUCUUCAUCACCGUCAUGUUGGCCAGGAGGCUUGUUUGGACGAUAGUUUCAGAGGUGUCUCAGAGCAGCGGCGGAUCACUGCUCCGCUACGUUGUUCUUAUCGCAGCUCGGCUCUGCCUGCUGACCAUGUGUGGCUGGGUGCUCUGCUGGACGCUGGUCAACCUCUGCAAGAACCACUCUGUGCUCAACCUCCUCUUCCUGGGAUACCCAUUUGGUGUGUACGUCCCGCUCUGCUGUUUCCAUCAGGAGGGAGGGAAAAGCCAAACGGCACCGGCUGACUGCGAUUACCCAGCCGACCACCAGCAGACCGACCUAGCAGAGACUCCUUAUUUUCGACCACGUGACUUCCUCUUCCUGUUACGAGAAAACCUCAGAGAGCAGUUUUCCAGUCCCCCGCACAUGCCCACUCACACCUGCCCGCCACACACACACUCACACACCCCGGAAUUGAUUCGAGCCGAGGUGGAGGAGCUGAAGAGCGACUUCAACCGUCGAAUCAAGGAAGUGCUGUUCAACUCGCUGUUCAGUGCUUACUAUGUAGCCUUCCUGCCUCUCUGCUUUGUCAAGAGCACCCAGUACUAUGACAUGCGUUGGUCAUGUGAGCAUCUGAUCAUGGUGUGGAUCAAUGCGUUUGUGAUGCUGAUGAGUCAGCUGCUGCCCCCCAGCUACUGCGACCUGCUUCAUCGCUCGGCGGCUCACUUGGGCCGCUGGCAGAAACUCGAGCACGGCUCGUACAGCAACGCACCUCAGCAUGUGUGGUCAGAAAGCACUGUUUGGCCUCAGGGUGUGUUGGUACGGCACAGUCGAUGUCUCUAUAAGGCAGUCGGGCCCUAUAAUGUCGCUCUGCCCUCUGAUGUUUCCCAUGCAAGGUUUUAUUUCCUGUUUCACAAGCCAUUGCGGAUCCUGAACCUGCUGAUAUGGAUCGAAUCGAGUGUGGUUUUGUACCAGUUAUACUCUCUGCUGCGCUCUGAGCGCUGGAACCACACUUUGUCUCUGGGCCUUAUUCUCUUCUGCAACUAUUAUGUCCUUUUUAAACUGCUCCGAGACCGCAUUGUGCUGGGGAAGGCCUACUCCUACCCUCUGUCCUCCAACAGUUUGGGGCUCAAGUCGCAGUAAAGGCUCUGCACAGCGAGACCUCACCUAUGAACUCUGCAUUUGGAGGGGAGAUGGGUGGAGGUCUGGUAAAGUGGAAGACCAGGGGGAUGUUUAGUGCUCACGCUUGAAGGUUAAGGGACAGACUGUGAACUCAUAAUUGUGUUUUGAUACGGUUCUAUUUUUAAUGCAAUGUUUAUAUAUACCUAUUUAAAAGAAUAUUUUUAUUUUGUAUACUAUUUCGAGUUACGCCGGGCAUUACCACACUGACAACAUUAGCAUGUUGUGUUAUGUUGUUGCUAGGUGACAGGGAAGUCAGGGAAUGCCAGGAGGUGACUUUCACCAAAGAUAUUUUAAGUGCAAAGGUGGCCAAUCACAGAGCGGAUUUGGCCUCUGAUGGUCAGUUAAACCAGAUGAGCGAUUCAGAGCAGUGGAAGGAGUCGUGCCUGAGAUCCUGAAUCCUGAUUGGCAAAUUAUCUGCUUCAGCCUUGAGGCUCCUAAAUCUUAAAUCAGUUGUUGUUUGGGGUAGCAGGUUGAUUUGAUCAUUUCGGCAUUGUUGCAGCAGUUAAUGCUGAUCCUUUAGCACAGCUCUUUAAGGAAUAAUUUGACAUUUUGGAAAAUGCCCUUAUUUGCUUUCAGGCAGAGAAUGAGAAGAUCGACACCACUGCGUAUCGAUGACACUGAUGUCUUUAUUGUAAAUGAGAAACCAGUGCAAGGUUAGCAUAAAAACUGGAAAUGGUGAGGCAGCUAGACUGGCUUUGUCCAGUGGUAACAAAAUCUACCUACCAGCCCCUCAAAAGCUCAUCAGUUAACAUGUUGUAUCUCCUUCAUUUGACCUGAACAAAAGCCGAAGUGUAAAAACAAUUAUUUCCCGGGGUGUUAUGUAAUAAUUCCCCACACAACCCAACAUACAACAACAAACUGUUGUUUUGCACUUCUGUUUUUUUUUUUCUUUUUUCAAAGAUUGAACAAAUGAGAUAUACCGUGUUCCCUGUUUCCAGUCUUCGAAGCAAAACUCACAGACUGCUGGGUGUAGCUUCGUCUUUACCGUACAGACAUGAGGUAUCAAUUUCUCAUCUAACUCCCUGCCAUAAAGAAAGUAAGUGAAUUUCCCAAAAUGUCUUAACUAUUCUUAAAGCCGAGCUUCAGUGUGGAUUUUUACCACAAUAUCAAAUAAAACUUUGACUGACUUGAGAUCAGUCUUUAUGUAAAACACCAUAGGUACUCCUGUCCACUGCCUCUUCAGAGAAUGCUGUAUUCUUCCUCAUUCGCCUUUCUUACCUUUUACUAUCAGUGUCUGCUUGUCUCACAUCACUGGCUAUCUGGAGGAGCAGUUUCAGCACGAGGCUUCAUACACUUUCAUUGCCAGAUUGCCAACAAAUGAGAAGGGAUUGAGAUACUAUAGGCGUGUUUUGGUUCUGGUUCAUUAAAAAGUGUAAAGUUUGAAAGGCUGCUGCUGUAACCACGUCUUUAUGAAAGUCAAAACUCUCACCACACUUUGACAUGCUGAAAUCUUCUUGCCAUGGUAUAGCAAAUGACUCAUUUGUGUUCCUAAAAGCCAUCCAGACACUUUAUUGAAAUUUGGUGCCAGAAUGCUUAAACCAUAAUGGGAGUGAGGACCAUAUCGCAUCACUUUCAUCUCUUUGUGGACUGGAUGCAGAUAACAGAAUGAAUGUGGCUAUUAAUAAAGUUUUCUGUUCUCAGGAUCUAACCUUUUCCCACUGCAAAUACGUUGUUGUCGUCACGCUCUUAUAUGGGUUUUUCAGCAGAGCAUGUAUAACAGUGUGAUUUCAUGAUGACUGCAAAAUCAAAGAGUGAUGACAGCUGGAGGGGAAAGACCGGAUGUGUCAUCUCGUUGCCAGUUCAUCUAUUUUCAGUUACCGGAACGGUGUUACAAACAGGUUGCCUUGUAUGUUGUUGCCUUUCUCUUCAGCCACACUUGGUUCACAUCCUUUUACUCUCAAAUGCUUUCCUCUUUAUGAGCCUUCACUCCUUCACCGGCUUAAAUCUGCUUGCAGUGCGUAACUUCGGGCACUAUUAAGUAUUAGUGUCAGGACCCCCGUUAGCUGGCCCAUAUUUAGAUAGAAAUCAAUACAACUUGAACAGAAAAGCCUUUUUUAUCAGGGGGUAAGGUCUAAGCAGAAAAUCUGAGAAUCAAUAUUUCCUGUGCUGUUGUGAAUUUCAUGUUGACUGUUCCAGUCAAGUUUCAGGUUGAGUGUAAAUGAGGUGGGGGAAGCUGUUUUAGAGUUGAAGCAGUGUGUACAUCUGAUUCACAGAAGCGUGAGGAAGCUUUGAUUGAACUCAGAUGUCAUUCAUGUGCCCACUAUUCUGCUUUGUCUGCAAAAUCAAUCAGCUUUUUGGUGCUUAUAUCUGUUUGUGACCAUUUUCCACUUGAAUGUAGCAAAUUUUGAAACUGGAUGGUGCUGUUGACUUGAAUCGGCAUGUUUUUGUAAUUGGUAGUGAUAGCCUUCAAUUGAGCACCAUCACUGAAUUACCAGUUUUGAAUGGUUGUAGUAUUAUGCCAUCUUAAGCUUGCCCUCAUCUUGCUAAUGCCAAAACGAGAUAUUUCAAGGUUUGCUUUAAAUUCUGCUUCUUCAUCAGUUCUUAACUGAAUGUUAAGUCUUUGCUCAGAUAACACACAUUUUGUCUGCUUUGUUUGGUCUGGUGAAACACAUGAGAUCACAGCUGAAGAAGAGAAUUGAGGAGUGAGAUUUUGAAAGGUAAUACGUUCAUCACGUCCUGACCACAUUGCCCAUAAAGUGUAACUUGAUCGUCCUCUGGCUUACAUGAAAUUUGGAGAUGGAGAUAGAAGUCAAAUUUAUGCUGACAGUGUCGAUCUGCGUUCCCCUUUGCUAUAAAAAUUGUCAAAUUGAGUGGCAGAGUUUGUUUUCUAUGUGCCAUAGCCCAGGAUUCAGACUCCUGGAUGAACAUGUAGGUGCUGGAGAAGUCAUAGGAGCUGGUCCUCAUAUUUCGGCUUUUUACAGUGUUCAUUUUCCCUACAGCAUUUCUGAAAAUGCUUUUUGACAUCUGAAAUAAAACAAAUGGUGU
Molecule: messenger RNA, 4868 nt
Organism: Toxotes jaculatrix (banded archerfish)
Lineage: Eukaryota; Metazoa; Chordata; Actinopteri; Toxotidae
Gene: tmem39a
Product: transmembrane protein 39A
Exons: 9
Coding region: 363-1844 (493 amino acids)
Biological process (GO): negative regulation of autophagosome maturation; negative regulation of autophagosome assembly
Cellular component (GO): endoplasmic reticulum membrane
Source: RefSeq, a predicted model, not a curated record